CUCCCUCUCCUCUCCGGCUGCUCUCUCUCCUCUCCCGGCUGUUCUCACCUCCUCUCCCGGCUGUUCUCACCUCCUCUCCAGGCUGCUCCUCUCUCCUCUCCCGGCUGUUCUCACCUCCUCCCCCGGCUGGAAGUGGACCGGUACCUGGGCUGAAGAUGAGCCGGUGGUCGGUGUGCUGCUGCCUGCUGAGUCUGGUUCUGAUGAGCCGGGCUCUGGAGCAGGAGGAGCUGCUCCUGUUCGGAGCUGCAGCCGGAGACCAGGAGCUGCCGCCGGGAUCCGACUCCACCGCAGAGCUGCGUCCGGACGGAGAAGUUCUGUUCUUCAAGAAAAGUUACAGUCAGGAUCUUUAUAUUAACACCAAUGGAUUUGUGUCGCUCGUCGCCCCUCCAGCUGAGAGCGUGUACCUGGGGAAGAUGCCCGCCAGUUUUCCAAUGAUUGCCGCUCUGCUGGGAGACCUGGACAACAGUGACGGACAAGGGACAGUCUUCUACCGGCAGGACAGAAGCCCGGAGGUACUGAGUCGAGCCGCUGAGCACAUCAAACAAGCUUUCCCCAGAGAAGAAGGAGUCGAGCCCCUCAACGUCCUCGUCGUCACCUGGGUGGACAUGGCUGCUCGGGGGACUUCCGGUCGAGGAGACGGAUUGGACGCUAAGAGGAACACGUUCCAGCUGGUUGUGGCCUCCACGAAGUCCUCCUCCUAUGCCAUCCUCUUAUAUCCGACAGACGGCCUGCAGUUCCUCUCCACGUCUGUUGGGGGUGAGAAUAAGCUCCUCGAGGCCGGCUUCAAUGAAGGCAUGGUGCAGGGCUGGUUCCAGAACAACCAGGGGACGUACUACCAAACCACGACAGAUGAAGAGGCCUCCAUCAGGGAACUUACUGAAAAGACAAACUCAGGACGCAAAGGAGUUUGGGUGUAUGAGAUUGGUCCUUCGCGGUUCUUUGUCACCAUCAUACCAGGAAUGGUCACUGGUCUUCCUGAGGAGAAAGGGACAACUGAACCUCCUGUGACGGUGUUGCCAAGACAACCCGAUGAGCAACAGGAGGAGGACUUUUCAACCUACACAACCCAGACGACGAUGUCCACUGAAGCAGCAACAGAAGAAAAGGAGGAGUUCCACACCGAUAGUACCGCUGCGUAUCAAACUGGUUACACAGAGACCGUCACACCAGGGUUUGUCAAACCAGAUAAUGAAGAGGAAUUUCCAGAAUCCGAGACUGUCACAUACAACAGUCCUGAAAGGGUUCAUCCACGUUACCCAGACCAUCCUGAACCAGUCCAACCACGAUACAUCAGUCCUGAACCAGUCCAACCAGGGCCCCCCCAUUCCCAGCCCCAACACCCCCAGAUUGUUGUGGUGGAUGAGGACGAAGAUCUGGAUGUAGAUGUAUUUGCCUACAAUCUGGAGACCUGUGCUCACAACAGGCACAGAUGCUCUAGUUUUGCGGAUUGUCGGGAUUACAGUAACGGGUACUGCUGCCACUGCAGGCCGGGUUUCUACGGUAACGGGAAGGACUGCGUCGCAGAAGGUAAACCGCAGAGAAUGAAUGGAAAGGUCAAUGGUCGAGUGUUUGUUGGGAACUCGCCUUCACCUGUGGAGUUCAGUAACAACGACUUGCACUCAUACGUGGUGGCCAAUGACGGACGGGCCUACGUGGCCAUCAGCAACAUCCCCACAAGCAUGGGGCCCUCCCUGCAACCGCUGUCCUCCCUGGGAGGAGUCAUCGGCUGGGCCUUCGCCCUGGAGCAGCCUGGCUACCACAAUGGCUUCAGUCUAAUUGGUGGCGUUUUUUCCCGACAGGCUGAGGUGAUCUUCCAGCCUGGAAACGAGCGUUUGAACAUCAAGCAGCAGUUUAAAGGCAUCGACGCACACGACCACCUGGUGGUGAGCACAGAGCUGGAGGGACGUCUACCCCCCAUCCCGCUGGGAUCCUCUGUUCAGAUCAACCCGUACCAAGAGAUCUACCAGUACGACAGAAACUUGAUCACUUCCUCCUCAAACCGCGACUACGCCAUUACGUCCCCUGACGGCACUGUCCAGACUAGAAGCUACCAGUGGCGUCAGACCAUCACCUUCCAGAGCUGCCCUCACAACGAGGGAACCAGGGCGGCACCUUCCACCCAGCAGCUCAGCGUUGACCAGAUCUUCGUGAUGUUUGAUGCCGACAACAAUCUGACCCGCUACGCCAUGAGCAACAAGAUCGGCUCCGUCCACAGCAGUCUUCCGGAGCAGAAUCCAUGUUUCACCGGCCGACACGGCUGCGACAUCAACGCUGUGUGCAGACCGGGCGAAGGCCUCCGGUUCACUUGUGAAUGUGCUGCCGGCUUCACUGGAGACGGACGCUACUGCCACGAUAUUGACGAGUGCAGGGAGACGUCCUGGAUCUGUGGGUCCAGCUCCGUCUGCAGUAACCAGCCCGGAACCUUCCGCUGUGAGUGUUUGACCGGAUUCAUGUUCGCCAGCGAUGGAAAGACCUGCAUCGAGGAGAAUCGUCCGGUGGAUCAUUGUCAGACAGGAAGUCAUGACUGCGAUGUUUCUGACCGAGCUCUGUGCAGCUACACCGGAGGUUCGUCGUACGUGUGCUCGUGUCUCCCGGGCUUCGAGGGCGACGGCCGCUCGUGUCAAGACGUGGACGAUUGUCGGCUGGAUCGUUGCCACGGUGACGCCUUGUGCUCCAACACGCCGGGCUCCUACACCUGCCAGUGCCGCCCUGGUUUCCAUGGUGAUGGAUACCAAUGCAGGCCCACAUCCGCAGAGCGAGAGAAGACGCAGUGCGAGCAUCAGAGAGAAAGCGCUCAGGCCGCCGCCUCCUCCUCCAGCUUCUUCUCCUUCUUCCGUCCUCGACCGGCCGUCGGUCAGUACGUGGCACAGUGUGAUGAGCACGGAGCCUUCGAGCCGUCGCAAUGUCACGCCAGCAUCAGACAGUGUUGGUGUGUGGACGCCACGGGUCAGGAGAUCCCCAACACCCGGACCGGAGCCAGCAACGCUCCUCUGUGUAUUAACCACGCAGUGACUCCUCCCCCUCUGGGUCCGACGCCGCGGCCUGACGUACAGCCCGUCGCUCCGGGGACACACCUGCUGUUCGCUCAGAGCGGGAGAAUCGAACUUCUUCCUCUGGACGGAUACAACAUGAAGAGAGAGGACGCCAAACCUCUGCUGCACGUCCCUGACCGGGUGGUGAUCGCCAUCGCCUACGACUGUGUGGACAAGAUGGUUUAUUGGACAGACAUCACGGGGCCGGCAAUCAGCCGGGCCAGUCUGAGCGGCGGAGACGUCACCCCAGUGGUCACCGCAGAGCUGCAGAGUCCUGAGGGCGUGGCCGUCGACCACGUGUCCCGCCUCCUCUUCUGGACGGACUCCAUGAGAGACACGGUGGAGGUGUCACAGCUGGACGGCAGCCAGAGACGAGUCCUGUUCGAUUCCGACCUCGUCAACCCCCGAGCCAUCGUCACCAACCCACCGUACGGGCGUCUCUACUGGGCCGACUGGGACAGAGACGGACCUAAAAUCGAGAUGUCCAACAUGGACGGGACGGAGCGCAGCGUCCUGGUGAAAGACGACCUGGGACUUCCCAACGGUUUGACCUUUGACCUGGAUACCCAGCAGCUGUGUUGGGCCGACGCUGGGACUCAUAAGGUCGAGUGUAUGGAUCCUCAUCGACGAAUCAGGAGACAGAUCGUCGACAGGAUUCAGUUUCCAUUCUCUCUGGUGUCGUUAGGACGGAGACUUUACUACACUGACUGGAGGAGAGAGGCCGUGGUCGCCGUCGAUCGUCACUCGGAGACAGAGACUGAAGAGUUUCUGCCACAGAGACGCUCGCGCCUGUACGGCAUCACCACGACAACCACACAGUGUCCACAAGUUUAUAAUUACUGCAUCAACAACGGUGGCUGCUCUCACCUGUGUCUGCCGCGACUUGGCGGCUUCACCUGCCGCUGCCCGGACGCCGCCGCCGGCCGAUGUGAGGACAGGAAGUCGUGAGUUCAGCCGAGAGACGGGAAGAAAAAACAACGCUGUCACUGAAUUUGGGUGUUUUUGAAUUUUCUAACUUGAAAUGAACAUUUUAUUGUUUUGCUUUUUGGUCCCAAAAAACUGUUCAGACCUCACUGUCACUAUGAUGUCACACUGUUCGUUGUGAUGUCACACUGUUCACUGUGAUGUCACACUCUUUUCUAUGAUGUCACUCUGAUGUCACUCUUUUCUAUGAUGUCACUAUGAUGUCACACGUCAGGUAAGAUCAUUUCUCGUCCUGUUCAAGUUGAAUUCAGAUUUAGUUCCUGAUCUUUUUGUCGUUUGAAUCUGACAAAACAUUUUGACCAGAUGACGAUUUUAUGAAAAUGAAAAAACAAUUUUUAAAUAAUAUUUUGUUGUAAAACUCUUGAUUCUGACGACGUUUGUAAGAAUCACAUAAACGUUUCUGAUCAUUAAAAACACGUUAAAACAGAA
Molecule: messenger RNA, 4445 nt
Organism: Hippoglossus stenolepis (Pacific halibut)
Lineage: Eukaryota; Metazoa; Chordata; Actinopteri; Pleuronectiformes; Pleuronectidae
Product: nidogen-1
Exons: 20
Coding region: 156-3980 (1274 amino acids)
Biological process (GO): cell-matrix adhesion; methylation
Molecular function (GO): calcium ion binding; methyltransferase activity; nucleic acid binding
Source: RefSeq, a predicted model, not a curated record